Prunus persica (peach) is the source of this 1094-nucleotide messenger RNA. RefSeq names its product auxin-responsive protein SAUR50. Gene Ontology annotation, biological process: response to auxin. The coding region runs from base 516 to 944 and encodes 142 amino acids. The transcript has a single exon. Lineage: Eukaryota; Viridiplantae; Streptophyta; Magnoliopsida; Rosales; Rosaceae. The record is from RefSeq and is a predicted model, not a curated record.
CAAAAGAAUACAGAGAUUUCUAGCUCUGUAUAGUAAAAUACUUGCGCAAAAAACUACUUACGACCAUAAUGAAGUUGGGUAGAAAUUAAUUGAGUAACGACAUAAGAUGAGUACUAUACACAGUAUAGUCAGUGUCGUUAACCAAUUUGGUAGAGAAAGAGGUUGACAAGACGACUCAUGGUAAGUUGGAACCUACAAGUCACUCACACUCACAUGGGCUGGUCUCUCCCAAAAUUUACCUACAAGUCACUCACAUUCACAUAAACUGGUCUCUCCCAAAAUUUAACUCCACACAGUCAUCAACACACCUUGUCCUUUCUAUUUCAUGCCAAGUCAAUGUAAACAGAACACCCUCCAAAUCUUAUCCCCAACACUAAUAUAUAAUAAAGUGAGCUAACGUACCAAAAAUACCAUCAAACAUAGCUAAGUCUCUAGACCAAAGGCUACCCAAAAAACAAGAAAAAAGAAAAAGAAAAAGUCUCUAGACCAAAGAAAAAUUAAGCACAAACACAAACAUGGAAAAGUCUAGAACUAGUAGUGCUUGCAAGAAGAAGAAUAGCAUUGUCAAGCUCAAAGUUGUAGUAGAAAAGCUACAAAGAAGUCUAUAUUUGGGAAGAUCAAAACCAUCAAAUUAUUCCGAUGACUCAACACGUGUGCCGGAAGAUGUGAAGGAGGGUCACUUUGCUGUGAUAGCUGUGGAUGGAGAUGAACCAAAGAGAUUUGUGGUGGCCUUGAGUUACUUAACACACCCAACUUUCUUGAAGCUAUUGGAGCAAGCAGCUGAGGAGUAUGGUUUUGAUCAUGAAGGCGCACUCACCAUUCCUUGCCAGCCACGAGAGCUUGAGAAGAUAUUAGAUGACGAUCGGCAAUGGCAGAAGGAAGAAAGAAGCUCCUCUAGUGAUGGGAACUGGGGUUCUUGUAAAGCUAUGGUGCAGAGCUAUUGAUCAUGAACAAAUUUGGUUUUUCAUAUAUAUUAUAUAUAUGUCAUGUCUCUUUGCUGUACCUCUGCCAUCUUUUACAUGGUGUAUUAGAUUAAUUUGUUUUCAUUUCUCAAUAGUAAUUUGCCCACGAGCAGAGGCAGAAAAUUUUUGCCA